Messenger RNA from Lagenorhynchus albirostris (white-beaked dolphin), 2418 nucleotides. It is a transcript of the gene BUD13, whose product is annotated as BUD13 homolog. Gene Ontology annotation, cellular component: U2-type spliceosomal complex; RES complex. Lineage: Eukaryota; Metazoa; Chordata; Mammalia; Artiodactyla; Delphinidae. The record is from RefSeq and is a predicted model, not a curated record. Bases 39 to 2108 code for a protein of 689 amino acids. The transcript has 10 exons. Gene Ontology annotation, molecular function: RNA binding. Gene Ontology annotation, biological process: mRNA splicing, via spliceosome.
CCGCAGCGUCGAUCCGUCUCCCCGCCUUCGCUGCUGCCAUGGCGGCAGCUCCGCCGCUCUCAAAGGCCGAAUACCUGAAGCGUUAUUUGUCUGGGGCAGAUGCCGGCGUCGACGGGGGCUCUGAGUCCGGCCGCAAGCGUCGCAAAAGGCGGCCGAAGACUGGCGGGGCCGGCGGCAAGGGAAUGCGGAUUGUGGAUGAUGACGUGAGCUGGACAUCUAUGUCAACCACUAAAACAGAAAAGGAGGAAGAGGAAGAUGAUGGAGAUUUGCCUGUGGUGGCUGAGUUUGUGGAUGAGCGGCCAGAAGAGGUAAAGCAGAUGGAAGCCUUUCGUUCCAGUGCCAAAUGGAAGCUUCUGGGAGGCCACAGUGAAGAUCUGCCCUCACACAGACAUUCCCGUCAUGAUACCCCGGAUUCAUCUCCUUCUAGGCGGGUCCGUCAUGACACCCUGGAUUCAUCUCCUCCUAGAAGGGUCUGUUAUGACCCCCUGGAUUCAUCUCCUCCCAGGAGGGUCCGUCAUGACCCCCUGGAUUCAUCUCCUCCUAGGACGGUCUGUCAUGACACCCCGGAUUCAUUGCGUCCUAGGAGGGUCCGUCAUGAUACCCCGGAUUCAUCUCCUAGGAGGGUCCGUCACGAUACCCCGGAUUCAUCUCCUCCUAGGAGGGUCUGUCAUGAUUCCCCAGAUCCAUCUCCCCCCAGGAGGGCCCAUCAUGACUCAGACCCAUCUCCCCCAAGGAGGGCCCGUCAUGAUUCACCAGAUCCUUUUCCCAUCAGGAAGCCUUACCGUCAUUCUUCAGGUGUAUCUCCUAGGAGGGCCCGUCAUGACACACCAGAUCCAUCUCCACCUAGGAGAGCCCACCACAAUUCCUCAGAUAACUCUCCUCGCAGAAGGGCCCAUAACAGCUCCCCUGACACAGCUCAGCCUAGAAGGACUCUUGACUCUGUGGACACACCACAGCUCAGGAGGGCCCGUCAUAAUUCCCCUGACUUGGCUUCUAAUGUCCCUCAUUCACUGCCCAGAACCAAAAGCAGUAAAGCCCCAGAAAGUUCUAGUAAAACUUCUCCACAUCGGAAGGGGCCAGGACCUUCUCAUCUAUCACUCCCAAAGAACAGCAAGUAUGAAUAUGACUCGGAACUCUCUCCUCCACGGAAAAAGCAAGCAAAAUCCCGUUUUGGAAGUAAGCAGCAUGAUUCUAAAGGCUCCUCCCCCAGCCAUAGGAAAUAUCAUACAAGCUCUUCACCCAGGAGACAUCAGAGUCACAUGUUGGAUGCUUCUUCCUACCCAAGUGACAGUAGGAAAGCCUCUGACUCAGAUCUUUCUCCUCCACGGCAUAAACAAAGUUCAGGGCCCCGGGAUUCUGAUUCAGAUCUGUCACCUCCACGGAAUAGACCUAGGCACUGGAACUCUGAUUCUGACCUCUCUCCACCAAGGAGGAAACAGAGGGCCAAAUCAUCUGAUUCUGACCUGUCUCCACCUCGAAGGAGUCAGCCUCUGGGAAAGAAGGCUGCACGCAUGUAUUCUGGGGCUAAAACUGGGUUGGUGUUAACUGACAUACAGCGAGAGCUGCAGGAGCUCGAGAGACGGGACCAAGAGACCAUGGCACUUGAAGCUGAAUUCCAGUAUGCUGAAACCGUAUUUCGAGAUAAGUCUGGUCGUAAGAGGAAUUUGAAACUGGAACGUUUAGAGCAGAGGAGAAAAGCGCAGAAGGACUCGGAGAGAGAUGAGCUGUAUGCUCAGUGGGGAAAAGGGCUUGCACAGAGCCGGCAGCAGCAACAAAAUGUGGAGGAUGCAAUGAAGGAAAUGCAAAAGCCUCUGGCCCGCUAUAUUGAUGAUGAAGAUCUAGAUCGGAUGCUGAGAGAAAAAGAAAGAGAGGGGGACCCCAUGGCCAAGCUUAUCAAGAAGAAUAAGGCCAAGGAGGACAAGAAUAAGAAAGUGAGACCUCGCUACAGUGGCCCAGCACCUCCUCCCAACAGGUUCAAUAUCUGGCCUGGAUAUCGCUGGGAUGGAGUAGACAGAUCCAAUGGAUUUGAACAGAAGCGCUUUGCCAGGCUUGCCAGCAAGAAGGCGGUGGAGGAACUUGCCUACAAGUGGAGUGUUGAGGAUAUGUAACUUUUCUGAGGCAGUGGAGGUGGCUGUGCGUUGUGGUGGUGGACACUGGGUGGACAGACGUCCAGCUGCAACAGUCAUCUGUGCUCAUAAUCAGGGCCCACACAGACCAGCGACUUGUUGGAUGCCAGUUUUGACUACAGAAGAAUAUUUGAGACGUAAUGUUUGGACUGAAGGACCUGUACUUCUCAGGUGUGCCGACACUGCCUAUUGCUGGCUUUCAGAGGAAGCGUUGAUUUCUCUGUGUCCCAGGGUUUGUUCUUGGUUAGGGUUUUCCCUUUUUAAUAAACACACAUUUAUUUUUUUAAAAUAA